This is a messenger RNA of Chelmon rostratus (copperband butterflyfish), 2015 nucleotides long. RefSeq names its product cell division cycle 20 homolog (gene cdc20). The coding region runs from base 74 to 1690 and encodes 538 amino acids. Gene Ontology annotation, biological process: anaphase-promoting complex-dependent catabolic process; positive regulation of ubiquitin protein ligase activity; positive regulation of anaphase-promoting complex-dependent catabolic process. The record is from RefSeq and is a predicted model, not a curated record. The transcript is spliced from 10 exons. Gene Ontology annotation, cellular component: anaphase-promoting complex. Gene Ontology annotation, molecular function: ubiquitin ligase activator activity; protein binding; anaphase-promoting complex binding. Lineage: Eukaryota; Metazoa; Chordata; Actinopteri; Chaetodontiformes; Chaetodontidae.
CUCACGAGAAAGGCCAGUGUUGCUGCACUGUGUUCCACGUUAUUUGAAGAGGUCGUGUGAAAACCUGGACAAAAUGGCGCAGUUUGGAUUUGAGAACGACAUCCACAGUAUCUUAAAGUUGGAUAUGCCCAUCAUCAAUGCACCUAUGGCGAGGUGGCAGAGAAAGGCCAGCUCGACGAACACAUCCGGGUUGUCGCCUGGCAAAUCUGCCAAUGUGUCGCUGAGUUCAUCAAAAACGCCCAACAAAACACCAGGGAAAAAUAAAAAACUAACACCCUCAAAGAUGGGGGGCGACCGCUUCAUUCCCAUCAGAAACACCAAACAAAUGGAUGUGGCAAGUUUCCUGCUCACAAAAGAGAAUGAGGCUGUGGACACAAACAAGACAGCAGGAACAGCAGAAAACCAGAAAGCCUGGUCUAUGUCACUAAAUGGAUACAACAUUGAAGAUGCAAAGAUCCUGCACCUUGGCGGAAAGCCACUGAAUGCUCCAGAAGGAUAUCAAAACAACUUGAAAGUCCUCUACAGUCAGGCUACAACUCCUGCCUCUAUCAAAAAGACAAGAUACAUAUCUUCAGCUCCUGACAGAAUCUUGGAUGCUCCUGAGCUUCGAAAUGAUUUUUAUUUGAAUCUGCUUGACUGGAGCAGUCGAAAUGUUAUCGCUGUGGCGCUUCAUAACAGCGUUUACCUGUGGGAUGCCAGCCAAGGAGACAUCACUCUUCUCAUGAAGUUAGAGCGUGAGGAAGACUACAUCUGCUCGCUGUCCUGGACCAAAGAGGGAAGCUACCUAGCUAUCGGCACCAGUGACUGCAAAGUUCAGUUGUGGGAUGUUGAAAUGCAGAAGCGUUUGCGCAGCAUGGCCAGCCAUACAGCUCGAGUUGGUAGCCUGAGCUGGAAUGACCAUGUUCUUUCCAGGUACAGUUGCUUCGUUAUCUCUGAUACAAAACACAAAAACUUAAACUUAAGUUUUACUACACUUAAUUCCAACAGAGUGUGUGUGGUAGAUUCACAUAAUAUUUCUCUCCCUCAUAGUGGUUCACGAUCAGGACAUAUCCACCAUCAUGAUGUGAGGGUGGCAGACCAUCACAUCGCCACGCUCAGUGGUCAUUCACAGGAGGUGUGUGGGCUGCAGUGGUCCCCCGAUGGGCGAUACCUGGCCAGUGGAGGCAACGACAACUUGGUGUGUGUAUGGCCCCGUGUGCAGGAGGGCAGCGCCAGCAACAGUAGCCAGGUGGUCCGCUGCUGGAGUGAACAUCAAGGAGCUGUCAAGGCUUUGGCCUGGUGUCCAUGGCAGACAAAUAUCCUUGCAUCUGGAGGUGGCACCAGUGACCGUCACAUUCGCAUCUGGAAUGUAAACAGCGGCUCUUGCAUCAGUUCUCUUGACACUCAGUCCCAGAUCUCGUCACUGGUGUUUGCACCUAACUACAAGGAGCUGGUCUCUGGCCAUGGAUAUGCCCACAACAAUGUCACUAUCUGGAUGUACCCCUCUCUCACCAAGGUCUCAGAGCUCAACGGCCACGAGGACAGAGUUCUCAGUCUCAUUCUGAGCCCAGACUGCUCUACCAUUGCGACUGUUGCUGGAGAUGAGACUAUUCGUCUGUGGAACAGCUUUGAACUGGAUCCUGUUAAGAAGAAGGCCAAAGAAAGGAUGGCUAAACCAACCAGCAGUGUCAUUCAUCAGUCAAUCAGAUAAUUUGUCUUGAGUUUAUUUUUUUUUUUAGGUUGUUUUUAAUCAAUGCUGAAAUGCAUUAUUUGUAUUUGAAAUGACCUGUGUUCUAUUGAAUUUACAAUAAAGAUUUACACUCAGUGGUUUAGCCUUAUCUGGCAAAUGUACUUCUCCAAUUGGUGUAAUGGGUUGUUGAAAUGUUUAUACAGGUCCAAUGUGGUAAAUUACAAGUGUUGAGUGUUCGCUUUUAAGCAUUUUUUUUUAAAAGUGUAUUUAUGACCAUACUUGGCUUUUAUUCUAUAAUCAGGCUACAUUGUAUACAUUAUACAGUGAAUAAAUGGUUUAUUUACUA